AGUAAUGAAAGAGGAAACGAGUGCAAGAAGAAUGAUAAAGUCUCCAAAUUAAUAAUAGAUUUAGAUUGAAAAUUAAAAAGUAUUACAAAUUAUAUGUCGCCAUUUCUAGUAUUUUAAAGCUUUUUAAAUUUAAUACCUCACCCUCCUCACUUUUACAUCACGCAUAGCUAUGAAGUCACCAACAAAAGAAUCGCUUACAGAAGGUAUUGUGAGACACACAAGUUCUUUAUUGGAAGAAUGCAACCAAUCUGGAAUUGAAGUUCAACAGAUUAAAGAGGAAGAGACGCAGAUACCCAAAACUAAUGCGAGAUCUCAAAACAGUUUUGAAGACACUACUUUGUUAGAAAAAGCAACUACGACAAAACCUACUAACUUAGUUCUAUCACGCAGUCAAGAUGAUGAUUAUAUUGAGAACGCAAUAAAAGAACAAUACGAUCGAGUCUCACCAAUUUAUUAUUAUUCCUCGACACGCGGUCCUUUAAGUUCAACAGGAGCAACGCGAGCGAAUAAAUUUCGUUCACGAUUUCACAAAAGUCACACAUGUGGUAGUUUAUUUGCUAAAUGCAAUUGUGACGUCAGUAAUGACACCCCGCUGGCAACAGCAAUAGAAUACGUUGAUCGAAAAAAUAGCUCACGUGCUCCAUCAAUUGAAAACGACGCUAACAGCGGUCUUUAUAUCUUAAAUACGGCAGCAACAACAACAACAACGAAAGCUACUGUACAUAAACAACCGCAGCAUUCAUAUCAUCUGUCAAUUUCACCGUCUUCGAACACCGAGCUUUCGUUAGCAUCGGCAACAUCAGCAUCAGAUAAAUGCUUUAGUUCGGGUUUCCAUUCAUUUUCUAGCCAAACCUCAUCGGCUACAUCAGCUUAUCUGUCGCGAGAUGAGAGCUUAAAUACUAGUUUCGAUGGAGGUAAAAGUGACAACAACAACUUUUCUAAAAAUUCUCAAUUACUCUCACCUACUGAUAAAUCAGGGACAGAGAGCACCAAAAGUACAACCGUCAUUGCUGUUAAGACCGCUGAUUGCGGCAGUCAUAAUACGCAAAUAACUAAACCGACUGUCAGUACAGAGCAGAAUGCUCUUAGCUUAACACAACAAGCCCAUAAACAAACGGUUCCACGGAUCUCAUCACCUUGUUUAGGUCAAAAUAAAUUCCUGAUCUCACCCAAGCAACGUAAAUCAGAAAUUUGCCAUAAACAACUAAAUAAAAGACUAUUUCAGUCUUAUUCUCACCCCGAUACAAGUUUCAUAUUUACCGAUCAAAAUAAACAUCCUCCGCGAGAGUCAUUAGUGCAACAGCAAAACGUAGAUCAGAUUAUCACUACGCGUGGUGGUAAGAUUGAAAUUAAGCAACCAAAGCGUUCAUCAUCACCCAACAUAGGACAGGUACUGGAUGUAGCGGUACAUCCGGACAUAUUAGUGAAAAUCUCUCCUAAGCAUUCCCCAUUAAGUGAUAGUAGACGGCAACGUUCACCUUUAAUUUUGAGGUCAACACAGCAAAGGCGCCGCCUUUUGCAGAGAUCACAUGAAAUUGAUUCCGGCGGUUCUACUUCAGAAUCAGAGAAAUCGGUGGAUAUUAAAUCUCCAACGAAAGAUCAGGAAAUUUCUUCUACUAAAGACGAGACAGAUUUUUUUGCUGCCCACAAAUAUUUUGCUGAAAGCGGUAUUCUGGGACCUUUGAACACCACAUCCAAAAAUUUACUGAAGAAAACUUCAAAAAUUCUACAGGAAUCAAAUGUCAUCGAACAAUUACGCAAAACUUCGAUGAUUUUACGAACAAACAACCCAAACAAUAUCAAGAGAACACUAUCUGUUUCGCAACGAAGUGAAGGUACCCCUCAAAAUCCUUGCACAACAACGCCUUCACUCAUUACUACCACUACAUUUUCAACAACUGUACCAAUAUCUCCUAGCAAUCUGUCUGCAAACGAUACACAUAACUUUCCGACAGCAAAAAGCUUUACAUUAAAAUUGCAAACUAAUGCAAAUAUAAAGACCGCGACGGAUACUGUCGGAUCAUCGUCUGCACCAUUUUCGGAAUCUGCUGUAAUAGAAACCUCGCCACAAUCGCCGCAUACUAUGGCCACCACCUGUGGUUUCAGUCCAAAUUUAACCACUCAAAGUUGCAUACCUAUUGACGACAAAGACGCCCAAAUCAAGAAUUUGUUAGGGGAAAUUGUCUCAUUGAAGGAUGUCAUUAAAUCACGGGAUUCUGAAAUUGUGAAACUCCGACGAGAAAUUCAUAAAUUAAAAAGUGUCUUACAACAGACUACGAAUCACCUGACGAUAGCCAAUGAUGAACUGUUGCAACCAUCUUCACCACCUGCGCAUAUUUUAAAUCAUUGUUUUAUGACUCGAGCGACGAACGUCUUCGCCAAACUAUGCGAAGAUUGUAAAAAAUGUAUCGAACAUUCUUCAUCCAUUCACAGCACUCCAUCACUUGAUAAUUUCAAUUCCCAGAUAAUGUUCAUAGAUAACGAUAAGCGAACUUCCGUAGAUAUCGCCUUAAAGCAUACCAAUUUCACAGCUUCGUGUAGUUUUAUUUCGGCAGAGAAUGAGUUUAAAAAAAAUUAUUCCUCUAACGAUCUCACCAAAUAUCAGGUGAAGACAAAAAUAUCUUGCAUUCCUCCACAAAUUCAGCAACCGUUGUUGCUCAAAAAGCAAGGGGUCUCCGGAGAAAGCUUAGAAACCUCUAUGCAACAAAACAUGAAUAAUACACCGAUAGUUAAAUACGAUAAAGAUUACAGCAGUAAACAAUUGAUUAAAGGCGCUAUAAUGGACAAUGAUUUCCUUAAGAAUAUAGAUGCUUCUCAAGUCAAAGAAUUGGUGGAUUCAAUGUAUUCACUUACUAUAAACGAAGGCCAAUUCGUUAUACGUGAAGGUGACGUGGGUGCCCAUUUAUAUGUGUCGGCUGAAGGGGAAUUCGAGGUAGAGAAAAAUGGGAAAAUUUUAGGUAUCAUGGGACCUGGAAAAGCUUUUGGAGAAUUGGCCAUACUAUACAAUUGCACACGUACUGCUUCUAUACGCGUACUGUCAAAUGCUCGUGUUUGGGUUUUGGAUCGACGUGUAUUUCAACAAAUUAUGAUGAGAACUGGCAUGCAACGUAUCGAGAAUAGCGUUAAUUUUUUGAAAUCUGUUCCUCUCUUAAAAAACCUAAGCGAAGAACUUUUGACGAAAAUAGCCGAUGUUUUGGAAGUGGAAUUUUAUUCUUCCGGUACUUAUAUUAUACGUCAAGGUGCUAGUGGUGAUACGUUCUUUUUAAUAUCCCAGGGAAUGGUUAAAGUAACUCAGAAAGUAUCGGGAACAUUGGAAGAAAAGGAAAUUCGUAUUUUAAGAAGUGGCGAUUACUUCGGCGAAAAGGCUUUAAUAAAUGAAGACAAACGCACGGCAAGCAUUAUUGCAUUAGAACCAGGUGUAGAGUGUUUAACUUUAGACCGUGAUUCGUUUAAGCAUCUAAUAGGAGAUCUUUCUGAAUUAAAACAAAAGAAUUAUGGUGAUGAAAAUCGGGCCUUGGCUAUGCGCUAUGCUGAAAGGACCAAAGAGAUCUGUAAAGCGAAUGCUAAGCAAGAGUUCCCGAACUUAAAAUUAAGUGAUUUGGAAAUCAUUACCACUUUAGGUAUUGGUGGUUUUGGCCGUGUUGAACUGGUUAAAGCUUGUCAACAGGAUCGUGUUGAUAUUUUCGCUUUAAAAUGCCUCAAAAAGCGUCACAUUGUGGAUACAAAACAAGAGGAGCACGUAUUUAGUGAGCGUACUAUAAUGAUGAGUUGCAAUUGUCCGUUCAUAUGUCGGCUCUAUCGAACCUUUCGCAAUGAGAAAUAUGUGUACAUGCUAUUGGAAGCUUGCAUGGGUGGCGAAAUUUGGACAUUGCUUAGAGAUCGUGGAUCAUUCAAUGAAAAUACAACCCAAUUUAUUAUCGGUUGCGUUCUGCAAGCUUUCGAGUAUUUGCAUGCUAGAGGAAUAGUCUACAGAGAUUUAAAGCCAGAAAACUUAAUGCUGAAUGAAAACGGUUACGUUAAGCUGGUGGAUUUUGGAUUUGCUAAAUUUAUAGGUAGCAGUAAUAAAACGUGGACCUUUUGUGGUACACCCGAAUAUGUGGCUCCAGAAAUAAUACUGAAUAAAGGUCAUGAUAUGUCUGUCGAUUAUUGGGCUUUGGGUAUUCUAAUUCACGAAUUGCUAAACGGAACUCCGCCUUUUACCUCUAACGAUCCCAUGAAAACUUAUAAUAUCAUUUUGAAGGGCAUUGAUAUGAUUGAUUUUCCUAAGCAUAUGUCGCGAGCAGCCAUUCAGCUUAUUAAAAAACUAUGUCGCGAUUCACCUGUCGAAAGACUGGGAUAUCAAAAGGGAGGCAUACAAGAUAUCAAGAAACAUAAAUGGUUUUUAGGUUUCGAUUGGGAUGGUUUGCAGAAUCAAUUGCUUAUACCGCCAUUUUUGCGCCCCGUAACCUGUCCAACAGAUACCAGUUACUUUGAUAAAUUCUCGGUUGAUAGUUAUGAACCACCUGAUGAGCUUUCUGGUUGGGAUGCCGAUUUCUAAAAAGCCUUUUCUUCAUCUUAAAUGGUUCUAUUAUUAUAUAGGAAUUAAGAGGUGGUUGUUUGUUAUUCUUAAGUAAAAAUUUUGGAACCAAACUUAUACACCUGUGGAUGAAACUUUGUGCCUUCUGCGUAGCUUUUGUUCAAAUGAAACUUUUAAGAAACCAAUAUUUAUCAUUAAG
Molecule: messenger RNA, 4715 nt
Organism: Glossina fuscipes
Lineage: Eukaryota; Metazoa; Arthropoda; Insecta; Diptera; Glossinidae
Gene: Pkg21D
Product: cGMP-dependent protein kinase, isozyme 1
Exons: 9
Coding region: 170-4537 (1455 amino acids)
Biological process (GO): protein phosphorylation
Molecular function (GO): cGMP-dependent protein kinase activity; ATP binding
Source: RefSeq, a predicted model, not a curated record